Molecule: messenger RNA, 2445 nt
Organism: Eleginops maclovinus (Patagonian blennie)
Lineage: Eukaryota; Metazoa; Chordata; Actinopteri; Perciformes; Eleginopidae
Gene: psap
Product: prosaposin
Exons: 14
Coding region: 125-1744 (539 amino acids)
Biological process (GO): sphingolipid metabolic process
Cellular component (GO): lysosome
Source: RefSeq, a predicted model, not a curated record
AGCUGACAGUGAGACAUCAUAAGGGAGUCAACAAGCCCUCAGUGCCUGCAGUGCAUUGCAGUCCUCACCAUUAUACAGCACACACCGAGAAACUCAGACAGACGAGACGGAAAACAGCCGAAUCAUGCUGUUCCUAACUCUACUUAUUGUGGCUUCAGCUGCAGCCACCCCUCUGCUGGGCACUGAGCAGUGUGCCCGCGGCGCCUCCUACUGGUGUCAGAAUGUAAAGACUGCUUCGCUGUGCGGAGCAGUGGCUCACUGCCAGCAGAACGUGUGGAACAAGCCCCAGAUGAAAUCGGUGCCAUGUGACCUGUGCAAAGAGGUGUUGAUGGUGGUGGAGCAGAUACUGAAGGACAAUGCCACUGAGGCAGAGGUUCUUGGGUAUCUGGAGAAGGCCUGCCAGCUUAUCCCUGAUAAAGAUUUGACCGCAGAGUGCAAGGAGAUGGUGGAUGACUACUACCCCAUUCUCAUAGGAAUAAUUAAAGGAGAACUGGAGGAUCCCAGUGCUGUGUGUGGAGCCAUGGGGCUGUGCCAGUCUCAGCAGCUUGCCCUCGCUAAGGUUCAUGCCAAGGAGCAGCUCGUGUCCAAUGAAAUCCCUCAGAUGGACCUCUCGCAGAAAGUGUCUCCAUUCCUGCUCAAUAUCCCCGCGCUCCUCUAUCCUCAGGAGAGCCACAGGCAGGAGGCCCCCAAACCAGAGACCCCAAAGCUGGAAAGUGACACUGUGUGCCAGGAUUGUGUCAAGUUCCUGACUGACGCUCAAGCAGAAGCCAGGAACAGCUCAACGUUUGUCGACUCUCUGAUCGAGAAUCUUGAGAACCAGUGUGACCUGCUGGGACCAGGUGUUUCUGACAUGUGCAAGCAGUAUGUCAGCCAGUAUGCCGCGUCUGUUAUUCAGGCGAUCAUGUCAAUGGAACCCAAGGAUCUCUGUGCUCAUGCUGGCUUCUGCGCUGCUAUUAAGAAGUCUAUCCCCAUGCUGAACCUUCAGGCUGCCAAGACCGUUCCUGCUGUGGAGACCGUUCCUGCUAUCAAGACUGUACCUGCGCUCAAGCUUUUCCCUGCCACCAAGCUCGAGUCUAAGCCUGCCAUGGUGCGCGUCCGUGAUACCCCAGGGUGUACCAUCUGUGAGUUAGUGAUGAAACAGUUGGAGUUGAUGCUGGAGGAGCAGGAAAGCCAGGAGGUGAUCAACGCUGUGGAGAAGGUGUGCAACUAUCUGCCCAGGGCUCUGUCUACCCAGUGUAAGGACCUGGUGGAGACCUACGGCCAGGCCAUCAUCGAGCUGAUGCUGCAGCAGGCCGACCCCAAGACCGUCUGCACACUGAUCGCCCUCUGCAAUGAUGCCAGCCGGACAUUUGUCACUGCACUCGAUCAGACCCGCUAUAAGGCUGGAGGAUACUGCCAGGUUUGUAAGAUGGCCGUCCGUUACAUCGAUGAUAUUUUGGAGAAGAAUGCUACGGAGGCACAGAUUGAGGAGGCUGUGAGGAAAGUGUGCAGCUUCCUGCCUUCCUCUUUCCAGACCGAGUGUGACCAGAUGAUCCAACAGUACGAACCAAUGCUCAUCCAGCUGCUACUCCAGAUGCUCGACCCCGACUUUGUGUGCAUGAAAAUGGGAGCCUGUCCUGAGGCAGUGCGCAGGCUGCUGGGAACAGAGCAGUGCAGCUGGGGUCCUGCCUUCUGGUGCAAGAACAUGGAGACAGCAACUCGGUGCAAUGCUGUUAAUCACUGCAAACGCCAUGUGUGGGUAUAAAUGAAGAGGAAGCACAAACCAACCAGUAGGGAAUCAAAUGAAAAAACACUGUAGUGCUGCUUCCCACUUUUAAUUUGUGUCCCUUUUUUUUUUUUUCUUAAAUAAAUGCAAUUAUGUAUAAAUUAACUUUGAUAUUUUGAAUGACGCCAUGGUGUAAAGGGACUGGAUAUUUGAUUUUUGUUUUCUGGGGGCUGGAGCAGAGGAGGAGCGACGGGGUCGGCUCAGCCUGUUACUACUUCACUGAGACCACAACGAUUCCCUGUCGGUACUUAGCUAUAUUGUUUGCCGGGUGUAAUGUAUGUAAGAAUGCAUGUCAUUGUUGACACAGCAUCAGACCCACCCACCAUCUGUAUUGAGUCCCCCCCCCCCCCCCCCGGAGAACAUGAUUGCGAUCAGGAGUGUCGCUCAGUGUGUUAAGAAUACCUGGCAAUACUUUUAGCAGUAUGUCAGAUCCUUAAACCAAUUUCUAUUUUGUAGACGCACUGUGUGUUGUUGUUGUUUUUAAGGAGCUGAUAUGGAGUUCAUUAAUGAGAAUGCAUACCCCCCCCCCUCUCAUCUCCCAUUGUUUGCUCUCUUCCAGCUGUUUGUAAAUCACUGUUUCUAAAUACAGAGCAUCUCUCUUAAUUCAUUUGUUGUCUGCCUCAAACCCUGAAACUGUCCCUUGAUCUGUACAUUUUAACAAUUAAAGUGACACCAAUCCA